UUUCAACUAGACGUCCUGAGAAAGCAACUACCCGUACAUCCCCAGUUACACCCAAUCGUGCACCUCGUCCGAUUUGCUGUUUACGGGUCAUGGAUGAUGUUUUGUGGUCCUCUUCCGCAAAUUAGUUGUAGCAGAGCUAGCGUCUUUUUUGGGCGACAAGAAAGCUACAGCAAUCAGCUUCGUGCUGUUUGUACGAGGAAGUACUUAUUGAAAACAAAUACUCGGCUAGUAAUCUUGCUUUGGAUUGUUCGACUGCGCUUCUUUUUGAUACCCAAGAAAGGCAGGACCACGCUUUUUGAUUUUGAACAACCUCGCCUUUUCCAAAAAGAUAAAGAGAUGUCUUAAUACCUGCAUGAUCAUCAACAACUUCCAUCCAUUCUCGACUGCUAAGAACAGCUUGAGCAGCGGAAACAGUGAUUGUAGGAUUCGGUUGAUGUCCUAAGAAGUAGGAGAACUUCUUGAUCUUCGACAAAGCAGGCCUAGUCGUUGUAGAACGAACCAAGGGUCGUUGAUCGCGUCCGUUGCACCUUCCGUCGAGUAGAAACACAGGCGACACGACCGGAACUGCAGUAGCUCGCUCGUCAACAUCUUCACAGACGUGGCCGCCGGUGGCCCCCGAGGACGUCGUGAAGAAGAUGGCGGAGGACAAAAUAUCAUCUUCCAAAGAAGCUCCUGCUUCCGACGCGGCGUCGGCGGACGAAGUAGCGGACAUCAAGAAAGUAGAGGACGACAAAUGCCCCUGUAAAAAGGCCAAGAAGAAGUGUACUUGUGGCGUUCCGAAAAGACCUGUCGGACGGCCACCAGGAGCACAAGAAUCUACUUCGGGAAAAACCGCUGCUGCAGGAGCUGCGCCGGCAUCUUCAAAGGCGUCGUCUUGUUCAUCUUCCCUGGUCGCUGGUCCCCCGACAGCUGCACAGGAGUUCUUGAAGAACAAUCCUUCAGACAAGCCCUCAAAUAAACCCUCUUCCGAUGAGGAGGCUGUCGUCGUACUAGACAACCGCUGCGCGUGCAAGCGGGCGAAGCGAAAGUGUACGUGCGACCCGGACGACGAAAACUACAAAAUCGCCAACGAGAAGACCAACUACGUCCGGGUGCUCCCUUUUCUGGAGAAAACCUGCACGGAGGGGACACUGAAGUUCCCGAUCCUGCCCGACCCCGUCGAGACGCGGCCGGGCCACGACGAAUACGAGGACCUGUUUCACCAGUUGCACUGGAGCGGGCUCGUCGACGGCUCGGACCCGGUGGGCAGACAAGAGCUGCAGAAGCAGGGAGUAUUCGACGUGAGAGAGAAAAACGGGGAGCCGCGAUUCAAAAUGUUUACCACGGGAGGUGACGAUGAUACCAAUACGACCAGUCCUGGCCGGAUUCCGUCGCUCGGACAGCCGUUUCUGGACGCCGGGGCGGUGCUGGUGGGCUACAGUUCCGCGGUCUGGAAGGAGAUGCAGCACUUCUUCGCCGAGGUCGACACCGGGUCCAAGAGGGUCAACAAGUUGGCGCAAAAAAAACAGGUGCAGGAUAAAGAGCAAGAUCGCGAAGUAGACGUGGUCCUCGAGGAAGAAGAUGACGACAUGGCGCCGGUGGAAGAGUUGCAGCGCGAAGAAGAGGAAAUGAACAACAAGAAUAAAGAAAAUACUACCGCUGCGGUGUCCGACAAAGACAUCAAAAAGAGCAGUAGCUUCUCAACAGCAAAUGCAAAAUGCGCAGAUUUAAAAGGCAAAGAAGCCUCGCAAAAGUACAACUGGACUGACUCGGCGUUCCGGCACGAGGCGCUGACGCAGUGGAUGAAUGUGAAGGAGUACCACUGCGCCGCCGUCUGGUACGACACGGACACACUGCAGUUGAAGAGCGCGUUCCUGUAUGCAUCGUAAAUUUUCUGUACAUGUACAAAAUGCAUGACAAAUUUCGCUACCUUGCAGAGGCCAACUUGUCAUGCUGAACUAGCAUCGGGCAAGUUUUGUCAUGCAGAAACCGCAUUUGUACGUGUACAGGAAAUUUACUGUGGAUAUCCUGCCUGAGGGGUACACGGCGGCCAACCCGGUGGCGGAGCAGUUUGCCAAGGGUGGCAGUUAUGAGAGUGCACAACACCCCCUCCCCCUCAUUUGUCAUGCAAAACUCCAAAUCCACGCGCUUCCCUGUGGCACGGGUGUCCACUACAUGAUGAUGAUGAUGGCACUGUUUGCAUGACAGAUUCCGGAAGCCCAAACAGUACUACUCGACUAUGCGCGUGGAUUUGUUAUGCACAGGCUUCAUGUGUGCUGGUGUUUGUAUUGCUGUUCAUGCAAUUAUACAUAUGAGGGGGGCGGGGGGUUGUGCACUCUCAUCGAAGUGACGCGGUGUACACGAAGGCCGGUAGUUCUGUAGGUGGUGCAACUACAUCAACCGACGGAACAGAGGUCAACAUGAAGUCGCGCCGCGUGGACAGUGUGCAGGCGCUGGGAAAAAGCACGGCGCUUGGGUGGCGGGGCGGGAAGGCCGGGUUCGGCACCAUGUCCAUGUUCGGAUGCCACGUCCCGCCGAGUUACAGCAAGGACGAGCCGCAGAAGUGUGUGAACCGGUACGGGAACUUCCUUUCCGGUGCGAAGAAGCGGGACUUUGGCAUGGAGGAAGUUGUGGACGACUUUGCGGCGGACUUCGCGGAGCGGGAGGCGCGCGCGGUGCCUGCCGGCGCGGCGUCGCGGUUGUGCAUCAUGAAAAGCCUGGACCCGCAGAGCGAAUUUUGCCUCCUGCCGAAGAGUUUUCCAGACGAUUUUUUGGCGGAAGUGAACAAGAAGUCGGGAGCUGCUCUUGGCUGCAACGGGGAGGACGAGGAGAACCCCGUUGUUCUCGGCGACAAGAAUAAGAAUACCAUAGAAGGAGCAGCUGCUCCUGCAAGUAGUAGCUCAACAUCGGCACAACAACUCGGGUCCCCCAGCGGAGAAGUUCUUGUUCUUGAAGUUGGUCAUCUUGCAGGAGCCGUGGCGCAUGGAAAGAACGUCGACCCGCAACAACCGGCUGCUGCGCCACAAGAACCAGAUGCCGACAUGAUGGAGAUUGUGAGCCCAGUAACAGUGUCAUCUUCUACUGAGGAAGGCAACAAGAUGAUCUUGAACAACAGCGAUAAAACCAAGAACAGUAACACCAAUUUCGUUCAGCUUCGCGACUCAGCCUCGAGUUCAUCUUCGAGCAGCUUCUCGUCCACCGCGGUUCUUAAUAAAAAUGCGGUAGCUUCUGGUGCACCAUUUGCAUUUCCACCCGCACCCGGCGCGGUCCAACACGACGUCGACCAGGAUCAACAUUUUCUUCACGAGCAGCUCCGUGGACACGACCGCUACAACGGGUACCACAUUACGUCCAAAAGUUCGAACUACGUGGUCAUGGUGCACAGCGAUUCUUCCGCGGACGGCAGUCUGGAGACCAUCUACUUCUACCGCCCCCACUGGGAAAAGCAGGGCAAGAUGAACGUCGAAAAGUUCACUGCGGGGCACAGUUGGAUGUUCUUCGCAGGGGGUAUCAUGCAACUCCCCAUGAAAAGCGGCAGCGGUUCGCUCGUGUGGGUGCACUGCACGAACCCGGACCCGCUGUAUCACGGCACGUUACCCACCUUCACGAAGCAGGCCCCGAAGCAGGAGAAUGUGAAGCACAACGGGAUGGGGUGCGCGUUUCUGUUGCAGGAAAACGUCGUGCGGGUUUUGCGGGGAGAUAGGAACACGCAGAACAUCAAGAUGGCAGCGGCGCAGCCGAACACGCUGGACGUCUUCAAUGGGACCAAGUUUGGAGGUUCUUCUUCCAGUGGUCUGCAAAAGAAGAGGGAAAAGGCGAGGAAACUUGCGUUGCAGAAAAGCAAAAGCAAGAUGAAGAAAAAGAACGAGCAGGACAAAAAUGCGCAGAAGCCUUUUGACAAGAAAAAUAGCACAACUUCUUUCAGCAACAAGCAGCAAGGGAACAAACUGACGAAAUCUCAUUUGAAAUCCCUCCUCAAGAGCGACAACGACGUUGUAAUUCUGAAGCGGUCCGACUGUACAGCUAAGGGGAACAAUAAACAUAAAAAAGAACAACCGAAGAUCGACUACGAGAAAACGAAACAGUGGCUGGAACCCUUCCGCCAGACCACCAAAGGGAAAGUGGCCAAGAAGUUAACGCAUUUCCGCGACUGGAACAAGUUCCAGGGGUGUGUGCGGCAGGCGAAAGUGUUGUUUGAGCAGUACACCAGUGUGCACUCGGUUUUGAUCAACCGAAAAACCGGGGAGGUGCGGCAUGCGGAUGCAGACGAUCUGGCGGAAAAUUUUUCAUGUUCCGAUGAGGAAGGUGGCGAGAUGAACAAGAGCGCAGACGCGGUCUUCGAGAAAUUGCAGCAGAAGGAAUUGCUGCUGCGCGGCCCUGGCGGCUUCGGGGAUCAUGAUAAAGCACAUCAGAAGAAUCGUCUAAAGAAAGCUGCUUCUAACAAACGACCCGCAGAAGUAGACGUUGAUGAAGAACAAGAACUCGGAACAAGCGACAAUGAGAACGAUAACGGCAAGAGGGACCACCACGGAAAGAAAGCGAAGGGCAAUACGAGUACAACUACAUCCUCAGCUGUCGAAAAGAAAAAGAAGAAGAAAAAGAAAAGGAAGAAAAGCAAAAAGUCUUCGCGCCGAGAGCAUGAAGAUCUUCUCGCAGGGGCCGAGCCCGGUGACAGUGUCGUGCCGCCGCAUGUGAUAUUAGGUAGCAGUACCUCGGAGAAAGGAGAAAUGAAUGAGUAUGGUUUAUUUUUUCCCGCGGGAAAACUACACGGAGACUGCCUGUACGACGCCGAUGCGGACUUGCAUUUCCGAGACGGUCGUUUGAUGCCAGUGACAGUAUCAAACUGCGCAAUUCCAGCCUCGACCGCAAACGAAAUGGUCGUGGAUUUUGACCAAAGCAAGUUCCUGCUCCCACCUCUCGUAUCCGAUAAUUGUUCCAACAACAACGGCAAGACAGGUGAGAAAGAAGAUCAAGAGAUGAAAGGUUGCGACGUGGGUGGCGAUGACGAGAACAAGCUGCUUACGAGUGUUCCGAUGAACAUGAUGGCGCGAGACCGAGCGGGACGGGAAGAUCGUACAGGUCAACACGAGAGUCCAUUGCCCGCGGUUGUCCAAAAGAGCAAGAAGAGCGGCACUGCCGCGGCACCGAAAGAACAACAGUUUUCCAGCCCGAUCCAGGACGCCGAGAGCAAAUCUUCUCCUCCGUCCUCGGAAAGCAGCGUGCUGUCGCCCACGGACGACUCCGAUCUGUCUAAGGACCCUGAAAUAGACAAGGCGGAUGGCGACGAAGAAGUGGUCGAAAAGGUCUUGGCCCGAUUCCAUUCCGCUGGCUGCCAGUGCUCGGACUGCGCAAAAGAAGCGGCUUUGAUGUAGUUGUAAACCUUUCUAACUACAACUUUUCAUCUCCUCGUCUGUCCUUUGUUUCCGGAAAAAGCAAUCACGCGGGAUCUCAUUCUCUAGUACACUAUUGCUAUUGCAUACUGUAAUAAAAAUGUCGUCCGCUUCCUCAAAAGAAUCCUCUCCAUUUCUACUAUCGUGCUGUUUCUUACUGCUUUCCGCAGCGUCACGAAACGACGAUAAGAACGCAAGUUUUUCAUUGUGAUUUUGAUUUUCCCAUUUCAUCUGUUUCUUGUGUCCCCCGGGUGGGUACAGCGAUGCAGACAUGCUAUUCAUUCUGUGGCCAGCAGUCUCUUGAUGAAGAUGUUGCUACCAGAAUUUGAUCCUUUUUUUUGAAGAGCUAUUUUUUCGGCAAUCCCGCCGGCAGCUGGAAUUGGAUGUUGUAACUUUUUUUUCGACCGUUUGUAUUUUGUAAGGAAAACAAAACAAGGCGCUCCUCCUUGAAAAAGUACAUGAGGGCUUCUCCUGUCCGAACCUCUGCCACGGGGCAUUGAAAAACCCAUCGCGCGGGUCUCGUGGAAACAAGUAUUGUUCGAAAAGCUGUCGACUCGUUUCUAC
Amoebophrya sp. A120 is the source of this 5933-nucleotide messenger RNA. The record is from the annotation of a GenBank genome assembly. Lineage: Eukaryota; Dinophyceae; Syndiniales; Amoebophryaceae.